AUGCCUCCAAUCCCAAUCACCAUCAUCACCGGCUUCCUAGGCUCCGGCAAAACCACCAUCCUCCUCAACCUCAUCCCCCAACUACCCCCCACCUACCGCCUCGCCCUCCUCAAAAACGAAUUCGGCGACGUCGCCAUCGACUCCCAACUCGCCUCCGCCACCUCCAUCUCCGGCGUGCGCGAGCUGCUCAACGGCUGCAUCUGUUGCAAUCUCGUGGGCCAGCUGGGCGAUGCGCUGGUGCAGCUGCGCGACCAGGUGCGGCCGGACCGCAUUGUGAUCGAGACGAGUGGGAGUGCGUUUCCGGCGACGUUGGCGAUGGAGGUGAAUCGGCUGGCGCGGGAGAGUGGGGGUGGGUUUGUGCUGGAUGGGGUGGUGAGUGUGAUUGAUGUGGAGAAUUGGGAGGGGUAUGAGGAUACGUCGUACACGGCCAAGUUGCAGGCGAGGUAUACGGAUUUGAUCGUGUUUAACAAGUGGGAAGGGGUAUCGGAGAGGAGGUUUGAUGAGUGUUUGGAUCGGAUGGGGGAUUUGGAGGUGCAGACGCCGUGGGUGAAGGCGCCAAGGGGGAGCGUGGAGAGGGAUGUGAUCUUGGGGAUUGAUGGGGCGCUGCUGGCAAAGGAGAUGGCGGACAAGGGGCAUGCGGGCUUGGAUGUGAUGUUGAUGGGAGGCGAGGACCGGGUGAAGGAGUAUAAAAAUGCGCAUGCGCAUGACCAUCAGUCGGAAGUCGAGGUGCUAUCUGUCUCUCUUGAGAGUCCGGAUUCGACUGCGAUCGUGGAUCUACCCGCUCUUACCAAGCUCCUCCAUUCGGCCCCGAGGGAUGAAGUGUACCGAAUAAAAGGCAUAAUGCGCUGCUCCUCAGACGAUCCCCCGCAGGAUUCCUCCGGCGACCGCGCGCCCGCAGCCACUUCCUCGUCGUCGAAUAACGCCCCAGAGGACGGGAUCAAAAUCAGGAACUAUAUUCUCAACUGGGCGUUUGGCAGAUGGACGUUUACCCCGUCGCCUACAGUCUCUGAAGAACUGGCAAACGGAUCCAAUGCUAACGACGUCCUCCGGAUGACGCUCAUCCUGGCAAGAUAUGAAUCUGGAAAGUGGAAGAAGAGGCUCGAAGCGGGUGGCCUCGUAGAACUCGCUGGAGAUGCCAAAGGUGCGACCGUGCUGCAAGUUGACAAAGUCGGUUGA
Messenger RNA from Uncinocarpus reesii 1704, 1176 nucleotides. RefSeq lists its product as uncharacterized. The coding region runs from base 1 to 1176 and encodes 391 amino acids. The record is from RefSeq and is a predicted model, not a curated record. Gene Ontology annotation, cellular component: cytoplasm. Lineage: Eukaryota; Fungi; Ascomycota; Eurotiomycetes; Onygenales; Onygenaceae. The transcript has a single exon.